AUGCUACCGUCGUACGUAUGUAGCUAUGCUGCCGAUUUCCACUGUACACAAGCACUUUUCCUAGAUAUAGGUUACAUGCACAUGGUCUUUGCAUAUUAUGUGAUUGUAAUUACCGUACUGAUUCGGACAACGUCUUCUUCUGUUGGGGACUCUUCUUCUUACUAUCGAAGCUGUACUGAUAACUGUCGCGAUGCUCACUCUUGUCCACAACGGUUCGACUCCUGUUCGUGGACAAGUGGAUCAUGUUUUCGCUGCCGUUAUGAAUGCAUGUGGAAGACCGUGGAUCUGUUCAUGGAACAUCGCGGAUUCGCGCCACAGUUCCAUGGAAAAUGGCCUUUUGUAGCUGUGGAGCUUCCUUUCCUAGGAAUGUUUGAUAUCGUUAUUCAGGAACCUGCAUCUUUCGUGUUCUCCUUGAUGAAUUUUUAUUCUCUAUGGUUGUUCUAUCAACAGGUAAAAUUGAUAGACCAGCUUGAGAGUCGAGAGGCGUGGAGAAUUUACACCUUCACCGGAUUAGUAACAUGGAUAUGCUCGGCUUUGUUCCACGCCCGAGAUUGUUGGGUUACCGAGUACCUCGAUUAUUUUUCUGCGUUUGCUUUCAUACUUUCUGCGUCGUACGUCUCAUUCUGUUUCACCCAAUCAUGGUUUAUUGGAAUCACAAGCCGAUCUAGAUUAUCCACUCUCUACGGCUCUUUUUUGCUCUUAUGGUUUACAAGGCAUGUUUAUCAUAUGACGCAGCACUUCGACUACGGGUACAACAUGCGUUGCUGCAUAGGCGUUUCACUGCUAACUACUGCUAUGUAUCUACUUUAUAUCACUUUUCGAUGGAAGCGUUUCAGUCGACUAUCGCGUUCCGAUCGCAUGUUGAUAGGCCUUAUAAUCUGGACCAAUGGAUCCGUACUACUUGAAACACUCGAUUUCGCACCAAUUUUUUGGAUUUUUGACCCUCAUUCAUUGUUUCACGCUGCAACUAUGCCAUUACCUCUGUAUCUCAGUGUUUUUCUCCGUGAAUAUGUGUCAGAAAAUAGGUAUCGACUCGACAAAGAUGUGUAG
Messenger RNA from Necator americanus (New World hookworm), 1050 nucleotides. RefSeq lists its product as uncharacterized. Gene Ontology annotation, molecular function: hydrolase activity, acting on ester bonds. The record is from RefSeq and is a predicted model, not a curated record. The coding region runs from base 1 to 1050 and encodes 349 amino acids. The transcript is spliced from 8 exons. Lineage: Eukaryota; Metazoa; Nematoda; Chromadorea; Rhabditida; Ancylostomatidae. Gene Ontology annotation, biological process: GPI anchor biosynthetic process. Gene Ontology annotation, cellular component: endoplasmic reticulum membrane.